Molecule: messenger RNA, 552 nt
Organism: Pelobates cultripes (western spadefoot toad)
Lineage: Eukaryota; Metazoa; Chordata; Amphibia; Anura; Pelobatidae
Source: the annotation of a GenBank genome assembly
AUGCUGAAAGAGGCAGGCCUUAGAACAGAUAUAUCGUGCCAAUACGGAGAAGACCAAAUCAGAGACAAAGAGGGAGAGAAAUAUCAAGUUCGGGAGGUAAGAAUGCUAACACUAUACCAUAUUGGUUAUACAUAUGGUUUAGAGUUUUAAGAACUUUAAUGUAAGUAAAUAAGAUGAUAUCUUCCUCUUCAGGCAUCUUUGGAUCUCAGAACAACUGAUAUGAACAGCGGCAGUGAUCCCUCCUCAACAGGGGCCGUGCAGGAUACUUCCAGCAGCAGUGGCAGUAAUCAAUCAUUCACAGGGACUGUGCAGGAUCAUUCCAGUGGCAGUGAUCAAUCAUCAAUAGGGGCCGUGCACUAUAACUACAGUGGCAUUGAUCAAUCAUCAAUAGGGGCUAUGCACUAUAACUACAGCGGCAGUGAUCAAUCAUCAAUAGGGGCUAUGCACUAUAACUACAGCGGCAGUGAUCAAUCAUCAAUAGGGGCUAUGCACUAUAACUACAGCGGCAGUGAUCAAUCAUCAACAGCAGCCGUGCACUAUUCGGAAACCUGA